This is a messenger RNA of Fusarium odoratissimum NRRL 54006, 3173 nucleotides long. RefSeq lists its product as uncharacterized. NCBI's taxonomy places the organism in Eukaryota, Fungi, Ascomycota, Sordariomycetes, Hypocreales, Nectriaceae. The record is from RefSeq and is a predicted model, not a curated record. Bases 677 to 982 code for a protein of 101 amino acids. The transcript has 2 exons.
CCACCGCUGCGUCAAUUUUGGCACUCUGCCAGUUCAUGCCACAACGAUACCUGUCAGUUGCUUACCGACAAUUGAAUCAUAAACUCGCAUUUGUUGCCAGCCUUGAUUGCGUUCGCCAUGGAUUAUUAUCCUUGGCCAAAACCGGCCGACUCGCCUCACUUUGCUGCAAGUAUCUUCUGGGUUGGCAUUCUGCAAGCCUUCCCUGCAUCCUACCGAGAACAGGCAGAAGGCAUUUCGUUACUAUCGAUUGACUCACUGAUUUAACGGAGCUGGCCCAGUGAACGCCCCUUUGUGGUCAGAGCAAUACCAUGGAUUGAAGGGCAGAGGCAUUAAAGGGAGCUCGACUCCGGUGUUUAGCGGUCAGCAACCUGAAUAUGGCUAAGCCUGCUUCCUUCAGACCUCUAUGGUCCGGCAACCUUGACACCAAGGCGUGAGAUUGGACAUCCUGCAGACGACGCAUAUCGUCAUGCAUGAGCAAGCAAAACCGUAACAUCGUGCAGUGCUGGUCGGUAUUAUUUGACAAGGUCAUUGGCAAAUUCUGCACGGCCAGCGAAUAGGAAGCCAAUCGGCAUGGCGAAAGGAGGGUUUGGGCGUACAUAGUCGGGACGGGAAGAGCCUUUUCUGUGAACGGCUCAGGCCAUAACCGUGCCUGUUCUCACAAAAUCGAUUCCCCGAUAUGCGUUUUGCCAAACUUUGGGAGGCUCGGCCUACUGCGCUCGUUGAUGAUACCUGCUGUAAUCUGACGCAAGCGACGUGUUGGCCCAUCCCACACACGCACGAUGCUAAUGACCAGGUUUUUACGGCAAGGGAUGCAAUCGCAGCACAGACACAUCCACACUAUCUUUUUGCCUAUGUCUUGACUCCUCAUACAAAGAGGAACAGUGGCUGCGGAUUUUCAGCUGAUGUGUGUUUGUGGAAUGACUUGAAGCUCCGCAUGUACAAGACGCCCCCUCCGAAACAGACUUUCAUUGCCCAAAGCUAAAGAAGCCCGCCGCUCCCGUACCUUGGAUGUGGCUAGGGACAGACAGGCGGGCUACGCCCCUGAUUGGCUCACUGCAAGUCACUGGAACAAGCACCGUCUUUGAUAGCGCCCAGAUUUCUGUCCCGGUUCCCAGAGAAUCGGAGCCUUGCUCCACCGUCAGCGUUCGUGACACGCAACGAUCCGGUAUCCAGCGAUUUGGUGCGGUCGGAGCUCUGACCAAUGAUAGACUUUGACCCCAGGCUUGUCUCGUCGGAGGAUUCGACUUUGUCGGUCAAUUCAUUGGUCACUUGAACCAGUGUCACGAUGUUGUCUAUUAGAUUUGUGGCUCUGCUUCCAAUUCGAUGUGGUCAGCUCCGCGAUCGGGCCUUCGGUUCUGCCAUCAUACACACAGCUUUUGCCUCGAACAAGAUGAUUAGAUGACCACAUGUCGCUGUGUUUGUGUAUGAGUUGGUGGCUAGACUACUGACUUGCGGCUUGUGUCAGCCACUGGAUCUCAUAUUGAUCGGCAAUCAUCUCGCUUCAACGCCAACACCAUCCAGCAUGCGAAAAUGCCUCUAGCCUGAGUAACUUGAAUGUUUGGCGGAAGACUAUCGGAUACCGCAAAAGAAAAGGAGGAAAAAACUUCUCCGCACCACCUCGAUGGUACGAGGGCCAAGUCCAAACGGACUUGAAGCCAACACACCAAUCAGCAUCCUCUACACAACCUUCGGUAUUUUCUGGCAAAGUAUCUUGUGUCGUGUGGAGGGCUGCAUUAUCAUACAAACGAAAACAGACUUGGACCACAAGGGGUGAACCUCAAAGGCAAUGAAUGUUGAGAGGGGUCAUCGGACAUGCAAACCAAUGCUUUUUCCCAUGAGCAGUCAAGACAUUGUGCCAUGACCCGAUCUAAAGCGCAGGGCACCCGUUCUAUUGGAUUUGUUGAAAGCCGUACUGUGUGCUUCCUCGUGUCUGACUGGCUGCUUAUCCCAAGCCAUACUCUGGCGCCGAUGAGUGAGCGUGGAGCUGAGUGUCGACCUGCAUGAGUCGUGUGGAUGCUCGUCACCUGGUCCCUGUCAGGGAGGGGCACCAACCCAAGAAAAGCCCAAAAAACGUCGAAGGCACAUGGACGAUGAAGCAGGGAUGGAACAGAUGGACCACGCUGGCUGAUGCCUCGUGCAUGUCCAGGGUUUUACAGCGCGUUUGGUUGUCAAGCCCGGCGCUAUCUUGAGAGUUGCGGGUUGAACCGCAGUGCAUUUACGGAUAGAUGGCACCCAAAUGACGAGCUCUUAGUGGGGUUGGCGGUAACCGACGUUUACUGUCUCGUGGCUCCGGAUCAAGCAUUCAUCAAUCAUCGUCAUAACGGCAUGCUCUACACCUCUACACCACACAAGACAUGCGUUGAUAAGCAAAGUCGUUGCCUUUAGCCCCCAUUAAUACAGUUCCAAACAAUACUGCUGCCCCGACCAUGAUGUCUACGUACACUUCGAACAGCGUCAAACGAUGCAGGGUAGCCUUUUCAUUUGUACACCGCGAUUUGAACUGAGUUGUACUUUAUUCAGACAACACCACUACGAUCAGUUUUUCUCGUCUGCCAGUCUACCUUACUUAUUCACUGCCCAGCUGGCAAGAUGCAGAGUAGACAAAUUCGAUUGUAAACAUCAGUAAACCGGAUCAUCUCGGCUGAUUACUUCCACGGCGUGCAUCAGAUCACAUACAGGAAGUUAUCAAGCCUGCCUUGCGUAGAAUUAACCAGUCAUGGAACUGCUCACACAAACCUCUUGUUUUUUGUUACUCCUCGAAUCACCGACUUGAAACUACUCAACAAACGACACAGAUGCUCACCGCAUAAUUGAAUCAAUUAUUACUGGCAAGCUAUAUCUCGUAAGGAUACUUAUGCGUGCUUCACGCAUGUCGCAUUGCAUAGGCUAAUGUUUGACUGUCGAGAGCUCCUGUGGUGACCUACAACCCACUGUACAUAGCGGUGAGCAAACGCAAGUCAGCUCUUUGCUUGUUCCGCCGUAUGCCAGAUCCUCUUGACUGACCCCGCGUUCGAGCAAGCGAAGAAGGGUGGCAUGAGUGAUAUGAAUCUCUUCGACUACCUUGCCUCUCUGCACCGUGGCGUCGUUCCUUUCUUCGGGGACUACUGUACGAGAGCGGCACGCCACUUGGCCGUGGGGUCCUGUUGAGAUGGCUGGAUCUUGAUGGUAGUACC